AUGUCGUAUAGCGGCUUUGGCUACUAUGACGCCAGAACCCCCUCCGCUAAAAAGAGACUUAUACAUCCUUUAUUUCCGCAGAAUAUGAAAUAUCCAAAAACAACAAGUGGCAGGUAUUACCUCAUCAGGAAAAUAACACGUGGCCGACUUAGCAGAAUUAUGCUUGCAGCAAUUCCAUCCCCCACGGGCAGCCUAACACAGACCUCUUUAUCACAGGCGGCAGAGGCCACUGUGACAUAUGAACCGGAUGAAGGAGGCGAAGCUACCGUAACAUCAGAAAUAGAAAGGGUGUAUCAGAGGAUCCAUGGAACAUUUGAGGGAAAAUAUGGAAAUGUAUUAACAGAGAAAGAAAGGAAAAAGCAGAUGAAGAAUAUAUCCCUUUUUAAAGACAUGAACAAAUCAGAAAUGACUGAUAAGGACCUUUGGGACAAGAUUAAUAGUUUAAAGGGACCUAUAAGCAGCCCAACAAUCAUUUAUGUGUGGGAGUUUUUUCAUAUCCAUGAGCGCCGCAAGUACAUUGCUCUAGUGAAAGAGUUAGAGGACACCUAUAAAAUUAAGAGUGAACAUUUUAGUCAGAGAUGGAAAAAGAAUGAACCUUUUGUUAGAGCUGUUUUAGAUAAAUUAAUGGCGUCCUUAUUACGAAUAGACGAAUCGGAAAUGGACAAUAUCCAGGAAUUUAGUAGUGCAGGAUUCUUAUAUAGCCGAUGGGAAUUUCUGAGAUAUCUGGGAUUUAAGCGAAAAGAGUGGGCCCGUGUCAGAAAACUUCUAAAAGAGAAAGGAACCAGGGAGCUGGAAAUAGUUCUGCAGCGACAAAGGAAACCAUAA
Plasmodium inui San Antonio 1 is the source of this 825-nucleotide messenger RNA. RefSeq lists its product as hypothetical. The coding region runs from base 1 to 825 and encodes 274 amino acids. The record is from RefSeq and is a predicted model, not a curated record. NCBI's taxonomy places the organism in Eukaryota, Apicomplexa, Aconoidasida, Haemosporida, Plasmodiidae. The transcript has a single exon.